ACAACCAGUAACCAGCAACGAGGAAUUAGCUUUAACUAGCGCUACUCUUAGUUUGAGAAAAGAGCUGUUACUUCCUGCGCUGACUGGAUGAUCACCGCCUACACACUGCCUACUUGUUCAGGUGACAGCCUCAACAAACCGCCCCCUCCACUCUGAGAUGUAGCUGUCUGUGGAUGACAGCAGACCCGAAGGACCGAAACAAGUGUCUGUACCGCUCUUUAAAAAGAAGUAGUGGAGCUAGAGAUACGGGUUAAUCUCUCUUUAAAGUACGCUACUUAUUGCUCCGCGUUGCGCUUCAGCGACAAUUUGCUCAUUUUAAGCCACGAAGCUUAACGAAGAGAGCAAGAAGGCGACGGACAAAGCUAGUCUCUGAACUAGAAUUUAUUUUUCUCCAGUCUCUCCAUCUCCUGGAUGCAAUGACCGACUCGGUUGUGGACAGCAAGGCGGAGGUGAAACAAGCCACGAAAUAUGUCAAAGAGACCGAAAACGUAGCGGAAAAAUACUCAGCCAUGACUGUGAGCAAGAACAGCAGUGAUGUGAAUAUGAACGUGGGGGAAAUGCCUUCCGCAGCGUUCACCGCAGUGCCCACUCUGAAAUCCGUCAAGAAGAUCCAGUUUGCGAAUACUGAGGACAAACAAGAGUUUAGCAAGUACCCCACUAAGGCUGGCCGCCGCUCCCUGUCUCGGUCCAUCUCGCAGUCCUCCACAGACAGCUACAGCUCAGCUGCAUCCUACACCGACAGCUCCGAUGAUGAAACCUCCCCCCGGGACAAAGCCCAGGUCAACACUCACGGCAGCAGCGACUUCUGUGUGAAGAACAUCAAGCAGGCUGAAUUCGGCCGCCGUGAAAUUGAAAUUGCAGAACAAGACAUGUCUGCCCUGAUCUCCUUGAGGAAGAGAGCCCAGGGUGAGAAGCCUCUGGCAGGGGCGAAGAUAGUGGGCUGUACCCAUAUCACUGCUCAGACUGCAGUCCUGAUCGAGACCCUGGUAGCCCUCGGGGCCCAGUGUCGCUGGACUGCCUGUAACAUCUACUCUACUCAGAAUGAGGUGGCUGCUGCUCUCGCUGAAACAGGGGUACCUGUGUUUGCAUGGAAGGGUGAGUCAGAGGACGACUUCUGGUGGUGCAUCGAUCGCUGUGUCAACAAGGAGGGCUGGCAGGCCAAUAUGAUCUUGGAUGAUGGUGGAGACUUAACCCACUGGGUGUACAAGAAGUAUCCCAGCGUCUUCAAGAAGGUCCGGGGCAUCGUGGAGGAGAGUGUCACUGGAGUGCACAGAUUGUACCAGUUGUCCAAGGCCGGCAAGCUGUGUGUCCCCGCCAUGAAUGUCAACGACUCAGUCACCAAGCAGAAAUUUGACAACCUUUACUGCUGCCGUGAAUCUAUCCUGGAUGGCUUGAAGAGGACCACAGAUAUCAUGUUUGGAGGCAAACAAGUCGUCGUGUGUGGUUAUGGAGAGGUGGGGAAAGGUUGCUGCACUGCUCUAAAGGCCCUCGGAGCCAUUGUGUGCAUCACAGAGAUUGACCCUAUCUGUGCCCUGCAGGCAUGCAUGGACGGCUUCCGAGUGGUCAAACUGAGUGAGGUCAUCCGGCAGAUGGACGUGGUGAUAACGUGCACUGGCAACAAGAAUGUGGUCACCAGGGAACAGCUUGACCGAAUGAAGAACGGCUGCAUCGUCUGCAAUAUGGGACACUCCAACACCGAGAUUGAUGUGGCGAGUCUGCGCAGCCCUGAGCUGACCUGGGAGAGGGUGCGUUCUCAGGUUGACCACAUCAUCUGGCCUGAUGGGAAGAGGGUUGUUCUGCUUGCAGAGGGCCGCCUCUUGAACCUGAGCUGCUCCACAGUGCCUACAUUUGUGCUGUCCAUCACUGCUACAACUCAGGCCCUGGCCCUGAUCGAGUUGUUCAAUGCUCCAGAGGGGCGUUACAAACAGGAUGUGUAUCUGCUGCCCAAGAAGAUGGAUGAGUAUGUGGCCAGUUUGCACCUACCAAACUUCGAUGCCCACCUGACAGAGCUCUCUGACGAGCAGGCUAAGUACAUGGGCCUCAACAAGAACGGCCCCUUCAAACCUAAUUAUUACAGGUAUUAAUGAGAGCGUCUGAUGCUGUGAUCCUCAACACACAGUUGUCCUGGGAUAAACAGAGAUAUCUAUUUUAUUUUCUAAAUUGCUACAAAAUGGAGGAAUUAUUUUAAUUAUGCUGAAUGUAACUUAUUAAUAGCACUUCAGACAUAGUGUUAAAUAUGAAGAAUAAGACAUGUAGGAAAUAUAUGAUAACCAACUAACAUUUUACAUGUCUUCUCGUCACGUGUUUAAAAGAAAAGCCUGCUUGAAUACUCUCAUGUGUCUGUACUUAUUUAGUGGCUAACACUUCUGUUACUAGGUCAGAAAUUUGAUGAUUUGUUUGUUUACCCUAUUUACACACAGUGCCAAAUGAUGGCUGUAAGAAUGGAACAGAUACCGUGUGUAUUUUGUCGGCCGAUGAUGUUAAGAUUUUAUUAGUACAUUCCACGAGCCAGAGUUCAGUCUGAGCCAAGACAAACUCUGUAUUUAAAUGUACAUUAUUUUAGAAAUGUUUGUUUUAAAUGCGUUAAAUAAUCUCAUUGAAUGGUAUCUGCAUACAUGCCCUAAAAGGUAUCAUCCAGUCACCCUUGUUAUUAAGUAUAGUGAUGAAAUAUGGAACUUCUUGUUUAUUAUAAGAGUUUAUAAUAGCCUGUGAACGGCUGAGUGCAUUUUAAAUCCCUGACUCUUGGUCUUGGCAUUCAACACUCACCCACUUGUUCUCCUGAAUAAAUUCAAACCUAAGGGAUGUUUUUUAUCUUCUAACAAAAGUUCAAGACGUUAUGUUAAAGUUAACAGGUUGUAUGCAUUCCUUAAAAGGAAGCACUGAAGGGGUUGAACUACUUUAACUUCACCAAGUUUCCAUUUGCGCUCUCAAAUUCCAGCUGAGAUCUGUCUCACUGUUCAAGUGUUUUGACUGGAUAAUACCUUUAAGACCAUGGUAUGAAUGUGCCUUUUAAAUCAUUUACAACACAUGAAUAUCAGCACUGACCUUAAUUAAACGAACAUUCCUUUUUUUUGUAAAACCACAUCUAUUAGUGGUGCAUUCAAUGUCUUCCUUCCACUGCUUAUGGUAUUAAUUGUAACUCUAAUGUAUGAGCUCUGUAUGUGUUGAGAGAAAAUAUUAGACCUUUAUGUUUGCCAUAUGAUUGUCGCUGUCUUAAUUUGACCCAACGGGGUCAACUAAAGUUAAAAUUUCAUGUGAUCAAAAUGUGUAAACUAUGUAUGUAAAAGAAUGCAUUAAAUCAGCAAUAAAGCAAGUUCUUUUAACAGAGAAAA
Centropristis striata (black sea bass) is the source of this 3332-nucleotide messenger RNA. RefSeq names its product adenosylhomocysteinase-like 1 (gene ahcyl1). NCBI's taxonomy places the organism in Eukaryota, Metazoa, Chordata, Actinopteri, Perciformes, Serranidae. Gene Ontology annotation, cellular component: cytosol. Bases 417 to 2084 code for a protein of 555 amino acids. The transcript has 17 exons. Gene Ontology annotation, biological process: L-methionine cycle. The record is from RefSeq and is a predicted model, not a curated record.